Molecule: messenger RNA, 2211 nt
Organism: Zophobas morio
Lineage: Eukaryota; Metazoa; Arthropoda; Insecta; Coleoptera; Tenebrionidae
Gene: Nprl2
Product: GATOR1 complex protein NPRL2
Exons: 6
Coding region: 152-1330 (392 amino acids)
Biological process (GO): negative regulation of TORC1 signaling; positive regulation of autophagy; cellular response to amino acid starvation
Cellular component (GO): vacuolar membrane; GATOR1 complex
Molecular function (GO): GTPase activator activity
Source: RefSeq, a predicted model, not a curated record
UGUUACAGGAACCUGUAAUAGUGAUAAAAUGUCAACAUUCAUGUAAAUAAAUAAAUGUUUUAAACAAUUUAAAUAAGUUUUAAUAGUGCACCAAAGCGCGUUUUUACUUCCAUGGGACUGAUAAUUACUGUCGCUGCCAACGCAAACCACCAUGGCCAAAAUGGGUUAUAGUUGCCACAACACUGACCCCAAUUCGGACCCAAACAACCAAGAAGGCCCCAUCAGAUGCAUUUUCUUCUGUGAAUUUCACCCCACAGCGGGUCCCAUAAUAUCAUGUCAAGAACCUGAGCAGUACAUUUCGAAGGAACUUUUCGAUAGUAUUAGCGUCUACAUUAUCACUAAAGCCGAGUUACAGAGGAGCACAAUCACAGUUACCUUGUCAGAUUACAAAAUCCUGGGAUUUCCUGUACGCAUCGAUGACAAAAAAUACCCCAGAAAUGCGUACCAUUUCAACUUGUGCCUGGUGUGUGAUAGUAACGUAAGAACGGUUCACUAUGAACCCGUCGUAAUGAAACUAUCGGAUUAUUUAAUGGCCACAGAGAUCGAAAGCAGUUUUUUGUCAGAUGGUGGCGCCGCCACUAAACUCGCCCCCAUUCUCAAACAAGUCAUCCAGGAGCUGAAUACCAAAGGCGAGUGCGCUUUAACCGAAGGCCCCACAGCCACUCAUUUAAAGGUGGUUCACAUCAGAAGCGACCCAUCGCCCGUAGCCGACCACCAAGUCCCCGUUUUCAUAAAACAACUACCCAACCAACAAUGGGACUUGACCACCCAGCAAGUGGCCCCCUACAUCGACGGUUUUAAUCACGUGGCACGCAUUGCGUUGCUGUCAGACGUCGAAAAUAAUUUAGUCAAGGCCUGUGUCCAGAAUUUGGUUUAUUACGGGGUGGUGGCUCUGGUGCCGCUGUUCCAAUACGGGAAUGUUUAUUGUACGACGCCGCUACUCAAAGCGUUGGCGCACGACGUCAAUUUACAAGUAAACAAGUGUUUGAAGUAUGUGGCGGUUUCGCAGAGGCAGUUGCCGAAUUUUAGGGACGUGUUCAGGAUGUUUGCCGCCAUGACGAGGGGCACCACGAUUCGGGAUUUAUGUUUGAGGUUUAACCCCUCGAAUCUACGGGUUAAUGAGAGGAAGUUGGUACAGUUUGGGGUGCUCGAGGGGUUGAUCAGGAGGGUGCAUAAGUAUCCGAUUUUGUUGAGCGAGAGUGCGGAUUUGCAGAAGUCGCUGUCGGGGGCUGCCAAUUUGGACGAGAUUUGCUGCGCGACGGGGGUGACGGCGCAGCAGUUGGAGGAUCAGCUGGAGAGGGACCACAAUGUUGUCUUACUGUGGAAAUAAGUGGUAGUUAAUAAAUAGCAGUUGUCUUAUUUUGUGUUUCACUUGAAUGAAUCGUUACUGGUUUGUUGUGGUACGCCACUGGUUGAUCGAUAUCUCCUUGUCAAAAUCGACGACAGCGCCAUCUGUUCAUGACGUACGUACUCGUCAUGUUAAAGAGUCGCAAAUUGACAGGUUGGCCGCGAAAAAAAAUAGCCCGUGCGAAAGAAAUUAUCGAGGCAGUGCACCAAAGACCGUUCCUGUAUGACCAGUCUUUGACCGCAGCGAGAAGACAGUGUCAAAAAUAUGGCAAAACUACGAUGGAGAAAUGGAUGGAGGUCGCCAUGAUUGUUUAUGGUCGAAAUGAUGUCGCAACAGUGGAUACAGUAAGAAGCCAGUGGAAAACCAUCCGGGAUGGGUUUGUCAAGUACAUGCGUAAACGCAGUCUUCAAAUAGAUCUUAAACCCCACUGCUACGAAGAAGAGCUGCAAUUUCUUAUACCCCAUAUCUGUAAAAGAGAUAUGCGGAGAAAAAACGGCGCAAAUAGUAUUAAUAUAAUAGUUUAUGAAUGCGAGACGAGUACCAACCAGGACGAGUCUGUAAACGAAGAGGAAGAACUGCAGCUUGAGGAAGUCAUAGGCGAAGAAGAUGUGGAAGAUGUGGAAAUCGAACAAGACGUCCAAUCAAUAGAGUCAUUUUUCGAAGGGGUUAUUCAGACUGUGAGGAAAUUCAAACCGUCAACCAUCGACAGACUGAAGCAAACAGUGGCGAAUCUUGUGAUGGACGCCGAAAUCGAAGAAAUGGAAGAAAACAUGGAGCUUUAACUUAAAACAUUCUAUUAUUUUGUAUGAUUUUGUAUUUGACAUUAAGCUUAUAGCAUUGUUGAAAUAAAUAAUUUAAACGAG